This is a messenger RNA of Drosophila ficusphila, 1263 nucleotides long. RefSeq names its product odorant receptor 67a (gene Or67a). Gene Ontology annotation, biological process: detection of chemical stimulus involved in sensory perception of smell; sensory perception of smell. Gene Ontology annotation, cellular component: plasma membrane. The record is from RefSeq and is a predicted model, not a curated record. NCBI's taxonomy places the organism in Eukaryota, Metazoa, Arthropoda, Insecta, Diptera, Drosophilidae. Gene Ontology annotation, molecular function: odorant binding; olfactory receptor activity. The transcript is spliced from 4 exons. Bases 1 to 1263 code for a protein of 420 amino acids.
AUGAGUCUCAAUUUCUUAAAAAACAAAAUAUUUGCCCGGCAAUCAGAUGCCGCUGCGAAGCAAAAAAGAAACUAUUACGUUGUGGAAGAUUUUCUGUGGCUGCCCGUAAUGUUUUAUCAUUCGAUUGGAGUCGAACCCUAUGUGCCCGAAACAAAGACCGAACUGUGGCUCUUGAUAUAUUUCGGUUUCAAUUUGAUCAAUACGACGAUUGUUUUGUUAACGGAGCUCUGGUUUAUGGUGGUCUCCUUUCGCGACAAGAAAAGUAUUCUUGAGACUUGUAUCAUAGUGGGAUACGUGUCAUUCGUGGUCGUUGGAUUUCUGAAAAUCUUUACCGUGCUAAUAAAGAAACAGAAGAUGACAAAAUUGGUGCGGCGUUUAAAGGCCUCCUUUCCGUCACAAAAUGAAGAGGAACAAAAGAAGUACAAUGUAAAGUACUAUCUAAAUAGAUCCAACCUCUACAUGAAAAGCUUCGGAUGUCUUCUGGCGAUCAUGGUGUCAACCCACUGUUCGACUGCCUUUAUCAUUUAUGCUUAUCGAAGAUGGUGGCUCCGUGUACCAAAUGCUCAGCAAAUUCUGCCUUUCUUCGAUAUGGCUCCCUGGAAUUGGAGACAAAGCUGGAUUUACUACCCGACUUACUUGAGCCAGUGUCUCGCCGGCUACACUGUCACCUGUGGAAAUAUAUCCGGAGACCUCAUGAUCUUUGCCUCUAGUUUUCUCAUAAUUAUGCAAUUCGAAAGACUCUGCAAGGGACUCAAAGAACUGAAUGUGCGAAACAACAAGGAGGCCGAUGGUGCUUUGAAGGAUCUGAGGGAGUUGAGAACCCUUGUCGCUCUUCACAUCGAUAUUCUUGAACUCAUUGACGUGAUGAACGAGGUAUUUGGAAUUCCCUUGCUGCUGAACUUUAUGGCCUCCUCUAUUCUCGUCUGCCUCUUGGGGUUUCAAUUAACCCUCGAAUUCAGCCCUGAGCAAUUUGGCAAACAGCUUCUCCUCCUGAUUUCUGCAUUAGUGGAGAUAUACCUCCUUUGCUCCUUCAGCCAGAUGCUUAUCGAUGCGAGUGAAAAUGUCAGCUUUGCUGCCUAUGAAAUGAAUUGGACAGAGGCCGACCGCACAGGUAAAAAAGUUCUAAUUGUUUUGAUGCUUCGGGCACAAAGGCCUGUUUGCCUUAAAGCCACCGUACUUUUGGAUGUGUCCAUUGAGACCAUGAGCGCUUUUUUGCGAAUGUCCUAUCGGUUCUUUUGUGCCAUUCGAACAAUGUACGGAUAA